AUGGAGUUGGAACAUAGAGCUUAUUGGGCCAUCAAGACACUUAAUUUUGAUCUCAAGAAAGCUGGAGAUGCAAGAAAACUUCAAUUGAAUGAGUUGGAGGAAAUUCGGAAUGACGCUUACGAGAAUGCAAAGAUUUACAAGGAGAGGACUAAGCGUUACCAUGACAAGACCAUUCAAAGAAAAGAGUUCGUAGUAGGUAUGAAAGUUUUACUUUAUAAUUCCCGUUUGACUCUCUUUCCCGGAAAAUUAAAGUCAAGAUGGACUGGCCCUUUUCGAGUACAUAAAGUCUUUCCUCAUGGAGCAGUUGAGAUUGAGAAUUUAAGCAAUGGAUCGAUAUUCAAGGUUUGGGGGUGUGAAGUUCCUUGUCCUGCAUGUGCACUAUUUUCACUGCCAGUUUUCGAUCAGUUGCAAGAUGAUUUUUGA
Tripterygium wilfordii is the source of this 423-nucleotide messenger RNA. RefSeq lists its product as uncharacterized. The record is from RefSeq and is a predicted model, not a curated record. The coding region runs from base 1 to 423 and encodes 140 amino acids. The transcript has 2 exons. Lineage: Eukaryota; Viridiplantae; Streptophyta; Magnoliopsida; Celastrales; Celastraceae.